AUGUCAUACAACAAGAAUUAUGGAGGACAGUUCAUGGGGCUUCGUCCAACGGGAGAAGAUAGAUACACAAUUCGAAUUACGGUUGACACUGCACAGAAUAAAAAGAACGAGAACAAGAUGACAGAAGAGUCGUCUAAAAAGAUAUUUAAAAAAGAGGAAAAGAAGCCUGCGUACAAAGUUAUUUUCAUCCUCUCCGAUUUAAGGGGAAUAAACUUACCAGAGAUGCAGAAUGGAGAGGUAUAUUUCUUCUGUACGGCGAUAUUCGACAACGACGAUGUGAAGACGUCCAUGUCGAAGUCCAACUACAACUCUUCCUUCGUCCGAGGGCAGUACGUCCUGGGGGCCUACUCACUUGAGUUGAACGAGGAGAUUGUCUUAAAAAUCCCCGAGGGGUCCAACUUCGCACGAGUGUACGUGUCCCACCUGACCGUCACAGAUGAUGAGGGAACAAGAAAUAUAAAACUGGAAGGAAUAGGAUACACAGACCCGUUUAAGCUCAAUGAAUGCCAUGUUUACCCAUACGCGAGAUGCCAGCUAAACACGGCAGUUGGUGCGGAGGAGACGAAAGCAUCCCUCCGGAUGUGCGUCAAGUGCGUAGACAGCAGUCAUCCGGCAGUGAUAAAGGAGACGGAAGAAUUUAAUGUCAUCGAGAAGUUUAGAAGCCUGUCUGGGGAAUGA
Molecule: messenger RNA, 678 nt
Organism: Plasmodium inui San Antonio 1
Lineage: Eukaryota; Apicomplexa; Aconoidasida; Haemosporida; Plasmodiidae
Exons: 8
Coding region: 1-678 (225 amino acids)
Source: RefSeq, a predicted model, not a curated record